AUGGACCAAACCCUGGGCAGCUCCUUCCUGUGCGGCCAAUGUGGGACCCACAAUCGGCUGAACUCGUCAAACCUCUGCCUCAGGUGCCGCCGCCUUAUCCCCGACAUAACGGCUCCCGUCCCGAAGCACGUGGACCUCGCCUACUGCCAUCUGUGCGACAGCUACAAGCACCCGCCCUCGUGGACCCCCACCAAGCUCCAGCCCAACGAGCUCCUCUCUUUCCUUGUCAAGAACCUGCGCGGCCCAGCCGGGGCCCGCCUGGUCCACUCGGAGUUCAUCUGGGCUGACGACCCACCGCGCCGCAUAUCCGUUCGGGUCAGAGUCACCUUCCGCAUGGAAGGCCUCGACGGGGUAACCGUGCAGGCCUGCACUAUCGUCUACGAAGUCCACGAGGAACCGUGCUGGACCUGCCUCCUGGCCCGACUCGACCAAAAUGGGCUAUCGGGCCUUGUGCACGUAACCUCUCAAAGCCCAAAAACCCUGCUCUCGUUAGAGCCUCUGCUCGACGCGGAGCGUCUCGCAGCCUCAGUUGAGCGUUUGGAAGGCCGCGCGACGUUUUCAUUCGAGAAACGGGCCGAUGCGCAGGACCUUGUGGCCCACCUGCAACGGUCGGCACUCGCCCGGGUUGUCCGAGACGAGCUUUACGUGUCCCCAGUCGAAAUUCCAAAAACGCCCCUCCAAGCAUACGCGGCUUCGGUCGAGGUAAGCCCGAUUCGGGUGGGGGAUCUCGUCUGCCUGCCGACUAGGACUUCGGCCCAUCUCGGGAAUCUCGGCCCGUUUGUGAUCUGCGAUGAUGUGGGUGGGGAUUCGGUGGCUUUUCUCGAUCCGCUCGACUCGAGGCGGGGCUUCUUAGACACGGACAAGUACUGGAGAUUUCCGUUCCGGGCCGUGAUGUCGAGAGAGGAUCUCGUGGAGUAUGUGGUUUUGGAUGUGGAGGAUGUGUUUAUCGACUACGGGUCGAAGAAGUAUGUGGGGGAAGUCCGUGUGGCGCCUGUUUCGGGUUGGGGAGAAAUCGAGAUGAGCUUUGAUGUGAAGACACAUUUGGGGAAUGAUUUGGAGGAGGGGGAUUAUGUGCUCGGUUACGAUUUGCUUGAGGCGGGUAUUUUGGAUAGGUAUAGAGGUUUUGAUGUCCCGAAUGUCCCGAAUGUCGUGCUUGUGAAAAAGAGCGAUCGGGUAGAGGAGAACAACCCGGAAGAGGAAGAGGAAGAGGAAGAUGAAGAUAAGAUUGAUCUGGUAGAGGAGAACAAACCGGAAGAGGAAGAUGAAGGUGAAGGUGAAGGUGAAGGUAAGGAUUUGUGA
This is a messenger RNA of Striga hermonthica, 1299 nucleotides long. NCBI's taxonomy places the organism in Eukaryota, Viridiplantae, Streptophyta, Magnoliopsida, Lamiales, Orobanchaceae. The record is from the annotation of a GenBank genome assembly.